Molecule: messenger RNA, 385 nt
Organism: Physeter macrocephalus (sperm whale)
Lineage: Eukaryota; Metazoa; Chordata; Mammalia; Artiodactyla; Physeteridae
Gene: GNRH1
Product: gonadotropin releasing hormone 1
Exons: 2
Coding region: 1-258 (85 amino acids)
Biological process (GO): multicellular organism development
Cellular component (GO): extracellular region
Molecular function (GO): gonadotropin-releasing hormone receptor binding; gonadotropin hormone-releasing hormone activity
Source: RefSeq, a predicted model, not a curated record
AUGUUCCUUAGAAUGGAGCCGAUUCCAAAACUUCUAGCUGGACUUAUCCUGCUGACUCUCUGUGUGGCGGGCUGCUCCAGCCAGCACUGGUCCUACGGGUUGCGCCCCGGAGGAAAGAGAAAUGCUGAAAAUCUGCUUGAUUCUUUCCAAGAGAUAGCCAAAGAGGUUGAUCAACCAGCAGAACCUCAGCGCUUUGAGUGCACCAUACAGCAGCGCCAUUCUCCACUCAGGGACCUGAAAGGAGCUCUGGUGAGUUAACAGUGUUAAUAACAUGGAGCUUUAGAGACGGACGGGCCCUGGGUACCACCACUUUGGUCAUCCACUUAGGACAACCAUCUCUAGCUACUGCAGGGCUUACCUUUCUGACUGCCUGAACUCCUCCUGU